Molecule: messenger RNA, 2321 nt
Organism: Indicator indicator
Lineage: Eukaryota; Metazoa; Chordata; Aves; Piciformes; Indicatoridae
Gene: CRACR2B
Product: calcium release activated channel regulator 2B
Exons: 18
Coding region: 1-2301 (766 amino acids)
Molecular function (GO): GTP binding; calcium ion binding; GTPase activity
Source: RefSeq, a predicted model, not a curated record
AUGGGACGCACUUGGGUGAACUCCUGGCUUGAACCUCAGGUCCUUCCUGUAGGACUUCCUGAAAACAGCCGAGGGGAAAAGCGGCGACCGCCCGCCGGUGUCCUGCGCAGGGGGAUGGCCGUGCCCGGGGGAGCACUGAACCGCUCUGCCAUUUGCCACUGCCCUGGGGGAAAAGCCUUUGAGAAGAUGGAGAACCAGAGGGGAGUGCUCUUGGGAUAUGUCCACUGGGAAGAAGAAGAGGAAGGGGAGGAGGAGGAUGAGGUGGCUCCUGCUGCUUCUCCUUCCAGCCAAGUGAGCAAGCUGGAAGAUGUGCAGGUGGAGAUGCUGAAGAAGGCAAGGGAGCUCUUCCAGCUGUGUGACAAGGAUGAGAAGGGUUUUAUCACCAAGGUGGACAUGCAGAGGCUCCAGAGUGAACUGCCCCUGAGCCUUGAGCAGCUGGAGGCUGUUUUUGACAGCUUGGAGCAGGACAACAAUGGAUACCUGACCCCUGUGGAGUUCAGCAUGGGACUAGAAAAGUUACUAGGGCUUGAACUGGGUGGAGGAGCUGGGAGAAUGGAUCACUCCAGACAUGAGGAGACCUUUGAGUCAGGCUGGGCAGACGACUUGGAGCCAGCAGAUGAGGAAGAGAAACGCUUCUGUUCCAUGCUGGAGCAGCUGGGAGCAGCCCAGAUGUUUGAGGAUCCCCAGGAGCUGCGGGAGCUGUGGGCUCGGCUGCGGAAGGAGCGCCCGGAGCUGCUGGCCAGCUUUGAAGAGUUUCUGUUGCGUGUUUCCUCCUACAUACAGGAGGUGAACCAUGAGAAGGAGACAAUGGAACAGGCCUUGAAGAGGAAGGAGUCAGACCACGACCGGGAAGUCCGAUGCCUUUAUGAAGAGAUGGAGCAACAGAUCAAAGCAGAAAGGGAGAGGCUGAGCUGCCAGGAAGCUCUGAGGCAUGACAGGAGUAACCUGCUCCAGAAGGAGCUGCACAGCAAAGAGCAGGAGCUGGAGAAAAUCCUCUACCAUCAGAAGAAGCUGGAACUGCAGCUGCAGUCCUUGAGCUCGGAGCAGCUGGAGGCUCGAGUGCAGAACAAGAGGCUGAGGCACCUGAAUGAAAACCUGCUGGAGGAGCUGGAGAAGAGCAGAUGGGAGCUGGAGGCUGCCAAGGGACAGCUGCAGAAGCUCCAGAGAGAGGCUCAGGUUGAGCAAGAGCAGAAGGACAGGGAUGUGUUUAGAGUCUCCAAGAACAUGCAGAAGGAGAAGCAGAGCCUCCUCCGGCAGCUGGAGCUGCUCAGAGGGAUGAACAGGAGGCUGCGUGACGAGCGCGACGCCCUGCAGCCCCCGGAGCUGGUGCCUCAGAGCACCAAGCCCCUGCUGAAGAAGGGGCCAGUGCCAGGCAGUGCCCUGCUGGAGGAGGAGCUGCCCAGAGGACAAGUGGCCUCUGCGGACCUUCCCUUCACCUCCCCAGGGGAUGGGGCAGCAGAAGAACCCAACAGGAGGAGCUGCAGAUACUUCCCAGGCAGCAGGACGUGGCUGAAGGCAGGAGAAGGAGGCCCCACAGACCUCCAGGAGAAGAGCAGGGACAAGGAGAGAGUGGCAGCAGAGGCUGAGUGGUUGAAGCUGGCUUGGAAGGGGGAUGCUGGCUCUAGAAGUGCAGAUGGAUUAGAUGAUGCUCCAUUGCCUCCCAGAGGACAGCCUGUUGGCACUGAAACCAGACUGCAGGCCCUGGAGCCAGCCAGCUGUUCCCUAGAGCACAUCUUCAAGGUGGUGUUUGUAGGGAACUCUGGUGUGGGGAAGACUUCCUUCAUCCACCGCCUCUGCCACGGCAGCUUCUUGGCCGAGCUCAACACAACCAUUGGUAUCGACUACCAGGUGAAGAGCCUGAUGGUGGAUGACACCCAGGUUGCCUUACAGCUGUGGGAUACAGCUGGACAAGAAAGGUUCCGCAGCAUCUGCAGGCAGUACCUGCGGCGGGCGGAUGGGAUCCUGGUGAUGUACGACAGCACUGCCCAGGGCUCCUUCGCCGCCGUGCGCAGCUGGAUGAGCAGCCUCCAGGAAGGUAUUGAGGAUGGAGCUGUGGUCUUCCUGCUUGGAAAUAAGAUGGAUGCUGCUCAGAGGGAGCCCAGGAGUGUGCCCAAGGUGGAGGGGGAACGCCUGGCAAAGGAAUACCAAGCUGUGUUCUACGAGUGCAGUGCUCUGACUGGCUACAACAUCCUGGAGCCCAUGCUGCACAUGGCCAGGUUGCUGACAGCACAAGAAGACAGGCAGAGGGAGAGUGCCCUGCAGCUGGAAGAUGUCAGCAGGAAGAAAGGCUGCUGCACAUAAGGCACUUGGAUGUGUCAGCA